Lactuca virosa is the source of this 1359-nucleotide messenger RNA. The record is from the annotation of a GenBank genome assembly. NCBI's taxonomy places the organism in Eukaryota, Viridiplantae, Streptophyta, Magnoliopsida, Asterales, Asteraceae.
AUGGCGGCUGUGAAUAAUGGUUUUAGUGCUACGCGUCAUAAACAAACUACAACUUUGAAUUGGAAAAGUAUUCUAAAGAAAUGUGAGGAUUUUUCAGGACCGGUGAAUGGAUUUAUGUUUGUUGAUUUUAAUUCUAUUAUUGAACAAACAUGCCCAAGAGACGUAUUCUUUGGAAUUGGUCAAGUCAAAAGUUAUUUUGAUGUAACCAAGCUUGAUGCAUUCAUUAAAGACUUAAGGGAGAAUCACAUUUUCGGCAAAGUUCAAGCAUAUGUUUAUACCAUUGAAUUUCAAAAGAGAGGUUUGCCGCAUAGUCAUAUAUGUCUACUUAUGCAUUCUGACAACAAGCUACCAACUGUUGAAUUUAUCGAUCCGAUAAUUUCCGCCGAGAUACCAGACAGAAUUGAAGAACCAGAAUUGUAUUCACUUGUGAAUGAGUUUAUGAUUCAUGGUCCAUCUGGAGCUGAAAAUAUCAGUUGUCCAUGCAUGGUGGAUAAAAAGUGUAGAAACGAUGGUCAUUAUGUAGAAAAAUCGGGUGUCAAGUUGGAUAAUAUAAAUGUUGUUCCAUACAACAAAUAUCUAUUGAAAAGAUAUCAGACACAUAUUAAUGUUGAAUUAUGCAAUCAGAGAUCUUCUAUAAAAUAUUUGUUUAAAUACAUAAACAAGGGUCCUGAUAGAGCGACAAUUGCUGAUGUACGAGCCAACAAUGAAUGUGAAAAUAAUGAUGUGGUCGAUGAAAUAGCUGAAUAUUACGAUUGUAGAUAUUUAUCAGCAUGUGAAGCAUCAUGGCAAAUUUUUAAAUAUGAUGUUCAUUGCAGGUUUCCUUCUGUGGUCAGAAUACCUUUUCAUCUUACUAAUCAACAACAUAUUGUAUAUGGCGAAGACGAUGAUAUUGACGAUGUUCUGGACAAACCUUCUGUUGCUGCUUCAAAGUUCACAUUUUGGAUGGAGUGUAAUGCAAUUGAUAGCGAAGCACAAGAACUUACAUAUGUUGAAUUUUCUACAAAGUUUGUGUGGAUAUUAAAUGGUCGGUUUUGGAAGCGAAGGAAAGUAGGAAAAGCCAUUGGUAGAAUUCAUUCGGUUUCACCUAAUCUUGGUGAAGCAUAUUUCUUAAGGAUUCUUUUAAAUAAAGUUAAAGGUCCGACAUCAUUUGAUGAAAUUCGCACGGUAAAUGGCGAAGCACAUUCUUCUUUUAAAGAUGCUUGUUAUGCACUCGGCCUAUUAGAUGAUGACAAGGAAUACAUCGAUGCAAUUAAAGAAGCAAGCCAUUAUGGAUCUGAUUUUUAUCUACGCUUCUUAUUUGCUACAUUGUUGAUGUGUAAUAGUAUGUCUAAACCAGAGGUCGUUUGGGAAAAUACAUGA